GUGACACGCCUCCUCUUCAUGAGAGGUGACUGAUGGAAGAGAAAGAGAAUGUGUUCCUUUCUUCCUCGCUAACAAUAGAAGACCCUGAUAUAUUAGUCGAUCCAGAAGAGCAGAGAGCCUUCUACAGUUUCGUGAGGGAAUGCGUGAUUAGUCUCCUCUUGUGCAUGUGUGUGUACAUCUGUGGCUACUCAAUUGUUAAAUAUUUCAAGAAAGCAAAAGAGAGUGGAGCCUUAAAUAAUGAACAAGAUGCCAUAGUGUACAAAAUAACUACGAUAUUGUGUGCAGUUGCUGUUUCUGUUAGUCUAAGUUCGGUCAUUCUUCUCCCUUCCUCUAUCAUCAGUAAUGAAAUACGUCACAUAUAUCCAAAUACAUCAUACAUCAGGUGGCUAGAUACUUCACUCGUAAAAGGUUUGUGGAAUUUGGUAUUCCUGGGCUCUAAUGUAUGUUUGUUCCUGUUGCUACCGUUUGCUUACUUUUUCUAUGAAGCUGAAGGACUUCCUGGAACAAAAAAGGGUAUUAUGUCUCGGGUGUAUGAAGCAAUAAUAGUCUUACUAAUGUUAGCUCUCUUAGUCAUUGGAACUGUUUGGGUUGCUGAUUCACUUACCCUUCACAUUCACAGCAUGUCCUUCUACUUGAUGGACAUCAAAGGUCUAGUAUUAUACAUACCCAUACUCUAUUCCUGUAUGUCAAUGAUUGGUGUACUGAUUACUAGCAUGUGCACUCCCAUUGGUUUCUCUAAUCUCUUCACACUCCUUGGCACUAUCAUAGUACAACCUGAACUUCAUAUUGAUGUUGACCAGAGGCUUGAGAGCUUGCGCCUUGAAGAAGCUUCAAUUAAAAGAUCAUCUUCUCUUACUGGUAGCAAUUCAUCCUUAGCAUCUAGUAAGACAAGACAGUCCCUAGUUGAUCUUUAUGAAGAAAAGAAAAGAUUAGAGCGUCAUCGUCGCUCAUCAGCUUGGGAGAGACACAUACUCUAUCCUCUUUGCUUCUUUUCCCUUCUGGCUCUCACUCUCUUCUCUCUUGUUCUUGUAUUCUUUAAUGUCCUCUCUCUUCUACUUCUCUCAGAACACUCACCCAAAGGAGCUCAAGAGCACAUAUAUAGCCUGGGAGAGAAAUCUGCCUCUUAUCUUGGGCCAUUGGGUGCACUAGUGGAAGUCAUACUCAUUGUUUACAUGACAGCUGCCAGUUUAUUGGGAUUCUUUAAUACUCCACUGCUGAGGAGACUAAGACCACGACCAGGCGAUACCUCCAUGAUAAAGAUUAUCAUUAACAGCAUCAUAUUGCUGAUACUAAGUUCUGCCAUGCCAGUAGUUGUUCAAGUUUUAGGAAUCACGAAAUACAAUCUUUUUGGGCACUUUAGCAGUAUAGCGGUCCUUGGAAACUUUUGGCUACUAUUAUGCUACAACGUCACGUUCAUCUCUUUAACCACAUUGAUACUCUUCACACGAGCGACACAGUCAAUAGUUAAGGAAGUUACUCUUCUUUUUCGGAACAGGAUCACUUCUCUAAGCAUAUUUAGCUCAUCCAGAAGCAAGAUGAAGUAUCAUACUGAAUGAUUCUUUUAAAGAGAACGUUUUCAAUGGUGUGUCUUAGGCAGGGCCGGACGAGUGAUAAUCAAUUCUUCUCAAAUUAUUCUUUCUUCCUCUUUCUCCUCCUUCCCUUCAUCCCUUGCGCCUUUUGAACUUCUCACUUAAUUUAUUUUUAAAAUUAAAUUAAAAUUUUACUACAUGUACACGUGUAUGUAUUUGAAAAAUUAUUAAUUUAUUGAUUCACUGUUCACAACUAUUAUUGUUUAUUUUCCUCUGUCAUGGCAGUGCUUUUGUCAAUGAAAGAGUCACUUUGGCCUACUUU
Molecule: messenger RNA, 1851 nt
Organism: Amphimedon queenslandica
Lineage: Eukaryota; Metazoa; Porifera; Demospongiae; Haplosclerida; Niphatidae
Product: limb region 1 protein homolog
Exons: 14
Coding region: 33-1556 (507 amino acids)
Biological process (GO): signal transduction
Cellular component (GO): plasma membrane
Molecular function (GO): transmembrane signaling receptor activity
Source: RefSeq, a predicted model, not a curated record